GUACAAUUUCAAGCUUGACGGAAGGGUUACGUUUAGGACAAUUGCAUCAAAUGUGUCUUUGUUUUGUUUUAUAAUCGUGAGGUGAGUAAAAUAAGAUUUUAUCCCACUAAGUGUGUUGACAUUUUCUAGAUUAAAGCUAGCUAAUUUGAAGCGAAGUGCCGUGCAUUGCUAUAUCAGCAUCACUAUUAAUAUAUGCGGAAUGCGCAACCAUUGCGGAUGUGGUGCAGAAAGAAUGCGCAUCGCUGCGACGAACGCAAUUAUAAAGAAUUCCCUCGAUCCUCUAUUUACUCAAGUCUAUCUGCACAUCUCUGUUGAUGGGUACUGUCAUAGUUGUUUUUGCACUAAUAUAAAGGAAUUUAAAUGAUCGUUUUCAGAGAGAGUACAUGUCUCUCUUGGCCAGCUUUUACAGUUGAAUAACGUCUGCUCCAGGACUUUAGCUGUAAGCUACCUGGUAUGAAUUAAUAAUAUAUUAUGCAAACUAAUGCACAUUACAGUGAAUGUUGAUCUCAGUCUGUCCCUGCACAAGAUGCUCUCCUAGCGCCCCUAUUUAUUUAUGUGCCACUUAGUUGUAGCCUGUGAACAUAUGCCUUAUGCUGCCCCCACUGAAAGAUUAGUUAGUUGUCAGGCAGAUAUUGCUCGUCCCCAACAAUGCUGUGGUACGGCCAGCCAUCUGUCGCUGUGUGAAUGGAACUGUCAGUUGGACCGUCUGUAAACCAGGCCUGACUCAUGACUGAGUACUACGAGGAGGGGGGCCUGCUGUACGAGCACUCGCCUCCCAUGCACAUAAAAGUGGAGUCUCCGGAGGGACCCUUCGGAGGGGGCGUCUCAGAGGACGGCUUUCCCAGGGAGGAUGAGGACUCGGAAGGCAGCUGCGACCAAAGCAGUGGGCUGCCUGGUGGACUACCCUUCAACGUGGUGGUGGUGCAUCCUAACAUCAUGACCCCUGGCAUGUCCUCAGAUGACCUCCUAUCCAUGGAACAGCACAGAGGUAUUUCCUCUGUGUUGGCAGCAGGGGGUGCAGGCAAGAGGAAGAGUCGUUUUAGCGGUGCAGAGCUGGAGGUGCUGGUUUCUGAGGUGACGCGGUGUGAGGGAGAGCUUUUUGGUCCUGCUGGGAGGCUCCGGCGCAGGGAGAGAGAGAGGAUCUGGGCAGGAAUCCUGGAGCGGGUCAACGCUGUGUCCAGAGUCCCUCGCACCCUCCGCGAGGUCAAGAAGCGCUGGGACGACCUGAAGAGACGCAAUGGAGGCAGGCUGGCAGACGCUAGGCACCGAACUUGUUACCUGCCAUCUAAUAGAGGGGCUUCCAUGCUGGGACGGUCAGCUCAGGCAAGCCCCAGGCUUCACCAGGCCAGACAGAAGCAAAGCACCAGAGGGAAGGCCAGUUUCACGUGCUUCACUGAUACAGAACCAGUGGGUGGAGGUGAAGGGUCGGAGAGGGAUGGCUUUGAGAAGGAUGAGGAUAGUGGUGAGCGGGAAGGGGAGGUGGGAGAGGCGGAAUGCGAGGGGGCAGAGAGCAGUAUGGAGGAAAAGCUGGGUUUAGGACUGGGAAUAGGACCUCCCCCUAACUCGGAACGCUGGCUGCCUCCCUCUCCCCUCUACAGCGCCCCUUUCCUCAAUGGGACCCCUCAGCCUAGUCCCCAGCCCUCACUAGGGGCCCAGCAGGGACCCCUGGAGGCCCCUCCUCGUGGCUCAUGGCUGGAGGACGAGCUCCGUGGCAUGGGGGAGGCAGCUCUGCAGCUGGGGGAUCGGGUGGAACAGAGUCUUCGGGAGUUUGGGGAGGGAUUCAGACGUGAUAUGAGAACAUUAGUGGUCUCUCAAGAGGCACUGGCAACCAGCCUACAGCAAAACAAUGUUCUCCUGCAAAGGCUGCUGGGAGUCCUAGAGGUACAGCAGCAGCAACAACAACAACCACCACAGCAGCAGCCACAUCAUUCCCAAAAACAAGAGCCACAACAGUCAACGCAACAACCACAACAGUUACAGCAGCAGAAACCACAGCCUCAACAACCGAUUCAGCAGCAGCAACAACAACAACAGAUACAACCACAACAGCAACAACUGCUACCACAGCAGCAGCAGCAACAACAGAUACAACCGCUACCACAGCAACCGCAACACCCCCAGAGUCCAAGUAAUCAACCAACUUUAGCAGUUGCCCCUGUACCACCACCCCCAGAUAUUCUUGAUGGUACCACCCGUCCAAAUCCACCCGCAGUCAUUAAUGGAAUUGUCCAACGGCCAAGGCGGGGGAGAAUUGUUGAUCAUAGACGAAGAAGAAGGCGUUAGAUAAAGAGAUGUAAAUAAGCUUUGAUGUACUAUAUUUAUUUUCUCUUAUACAAUCUGAUUUGAAAUAAUUGUGUCCCUCUAAUUUCAACCAAUGCUGAAAAAGUUGUGUUUUAUGAGUACAUUUGUUGUGUAAAGUAUUCAGACCCCUUGACUUUUUCCCACAUUGUGUUACGUUACAGCCUUAUUCUAAAAUGGAUUCAAUUAAUGUUUUUCCUCAUCAAUACACCAUAAUGACAAAGUGAAAACAGGUUUU
Messenger RNA from Oncorhynchus tshawytscha (Chinook salmon), 2536 nucleotides. RefSeq names its product myb-related transcription factor, partner of profilin-like. The record is from RefSeq and is a predicted model, not a curated record. Lineage: Eukaryota; Metazoa; Chordata; Actinopteri; Salmoniformes; Salmonidae. Bases 727 to 2283 code for a protein of 518 amino acids. Gene Ontology annotation, cellular component: nucleus. The transcript is spliced from 4 exons.